AUGGAAGAGCAAAAAGUAAUUGUCAAUGAGAAACAGAUGGGAAAUAUAGAAAUGGAGGUAGUAGAAAAGGCUGAGGAAAGUAAGGAGACAGAGCAAUCGGAUAUACAAGAGUCAGAAAAUAGAAGCAAUAAUCCUGAGGGAGUAUAUGAGACCACAGAAAAAGAUCUAGUGGAGAAAGGGAAAAUAGUGACUGAGAAUGACAAGAAGGAUGGUGAGGAAUAUAAGAAAAUGGUGACAAAAAAGAUAGAAGAACCAGAAAAUGGGAAGAAAAAUUCUAAAGGAGAGAAUGAGAUAAAAGAGGAAAAAAUAGUAGAAGAGAAUGAAUGUAAAGGGAAAGAAAGAGUGACAUGUAAGGAAGAUAAGUUAGUGACAAAAGAGAUGGAGCAGGCAGAAAAUGAGAAUAAUAAUUCUAAAGAUGAGACUGAGAUUAGAGAGGUAAAGAGAGUGAAAAGUGAGAAAGAGGAGAAGGGGAAGGUGAGGGUGACAAGUGAAGAAAAUAAGCUUGUGAUUAAAGAGAUGGAAGAAGUGGAAAUUGAGAAGAAUAAGUCUGAAGAAGAGAAUGAACUCAGAGAGGUACUGGAAGAAGACAAAGAGAGAAAUGAUGAAGAGUGGAUGACAGGCAAGGAAGAUAAACUGGUGGUGGAAGAGCCCAAAGAAAAUGUGAAAAAAUCUGAGAAAGCUAAUGAGAUAGCUCGAAAGGAGAAAGACAGGGAAGGUGCAGUUUCUGGUGAUAAUGCACAGUUACCUGAUUCGAUCGAUUCCCAGCCUACGCCUAAAUCAUUGCUUCUUGCAGAUGAGGAUGAUGCAGAGUUCCACCUGUGGCCGUCAGAUGUCCCUCUGGGUCCACCAUCAGGUAGGAGUGGCGUCUGCAGUCCUGUCAACGCGUUUGACGACUCAUUGGUUGACUUUGACUCGGUUAUUUCAGCCCCCAGCCUAGAGGAAGCUCUGCGCCAGUUUGAGGAUGGGCUGGAGCGGGCACGUCUCCAAAACGAACGGGCAGCCCAGGAGAACUCCGACAGCGCAUUGGGUCAGUACGAUAACACUGGAAGUGCUGCAGGAAGAGCUUCAUCGGAGGACGCAAAUGACUACCAGUCGACACCCGAAGGGCAGUACAACUCAGGCGAGGAACAGAGAGCUGGCGAUACUGGUGACUCUGGGUAUAUGAGCACAGACGACUUGCACAAUUCACUGCACCGCAGCCCUGACGUAAGCAGCAUCAGUGGUGUUCCAAAAAACAAAUCGUCUCCACCACAUAGUGGGGUCAAAUCUGACCUGCCAGGGAGGUGCAAACCCUUUCAGAAGUUCACCAGCGACGACAAGGGACACACUGGAGAAAGUGGCUUCAUGGGGCCAGCUGAGAGGGAAAUCUGGGGCUAUCAGGACGACAGCGAUGACGAGUCAGAGUGGAGAGAGGGCGAGAGUACGCCUGUCAGGUACUACCCCAGGGUGCUGUCACCGGGACCACCUCCGAUGGGACCAAUUGCUGAGGAGGGAGAAGAUGGAGGACAUGAUGGGAAUAAGACAGUGGUUCCUGCCACAGGAGGAUCAUCUGCUGUGAAAGAUGAAGGCUUGAAAGAGGAGAAGAAAGCGAGUCCAUCCAUCACCCAUGCAUCGAAGUCCACUUUCUCAUCCUCAAACAAAAGCCCAGACUCGUUUGACGAUUCAGAUAACAAGAGUUCUGACAAUGCGUCUCUAGCUGACAAUGAGAGGUCAGCUACUCCCAGUGACGAUUCUCGUGAUAUGUCGCCGCAGGGGUGUCGAGAUACUGGUGAAGGUGACCCGUGUGCCACGAGUCCCCCAGAAAAACGUAUUCCCAGUGUUGGCAACUCUGCUGUAGAGUCAGCGAGAAGUCAUCUCGAAAGAGAAUUAAGCGUUCCUAUAAUAGUCAUAGAGGACGCGGACCUCAUAGACAAUCUGUAUACAGCAUUCCCACCACAGAUAGACCGACAGGUCUUCAGCGAUUCAGAGGUGUCCGGUGAGACCCAAGUCAAAACUCGACCACGUAGAAGGAGGCUUAUUUACUACGAUGACACUGAUUUAGACGUGACGAAGGCUGUGGCUGCGAGUGACGCAUCUGGAAAGCCUCGACCUGAGUCACGGAUAAAGACAUCCUGCAGGAAACAUGGAAUGAGGUCCAGAGAGGACAAGAGUGGUGCUAGUAGUGACGGGAGCCCUUCUAACAGCCAAGCACUGCUGGACACUGACGGCGAUGUGUCAUCGAGCAUUCUGUCAGAGUGUGCAGAUGGGACGUCUCGUUCUAAUGAGAAAUUCAGUGUAACGACUUCUGGCGAUGGGAACUCCAAUCUGGAUGUCAAGCUGGCCAGUUCCAAAGGUAUAGGCAAUGAAACUCCUGCAAACGUUUUCAAUGAUCAAACUGAGGCAGUACACACUGCUACUUCUGGGAAUCAUAUUCAUGAAAGUGUAAUUCCUGUACAAGAUAUUGUAAUACAAAAUAAUCUGCUAGUAACUGAUAGCACUCAGUAUCCAGACACUGACGAUGGAGGAAGCCAGAGUUGUGUACAUACAGAGGGCAAAGAAGCUGUUAAGGCUGAUCCAUCAGAUGCAUCCAUUCCAGGUGAUGUACCUGUGAAAGAUGAAGAUACUACCCCCAUGAUUAGAACUAGCAACGUCACCAUUUGUGUCAUUGGUGCCACUCCGACACCAGAUAUUUUGGACCCCAAUGGGGAAGCAGAUGUUCGAGCACCACAGGAUAACAAGGUCAGCAUUCCAGAUGACAAGGAUGUGGAUGAGAGUGCGGAAAAUGCCACUGAAUCUGAACCUGCAAUAAAAAUGAUGCAUACGAAUGAAGAACUGGUGCCAAUAUCUGAAGUCAAGGAAACGCCAGGAUCAACAGAUGGAGUUAUCACUGGAGGAGGUCAGCACCCAGCAGAGUUAGCUGGUACGGAACCGCCAGCUGACCACAGCAGUGUAGCUAGCUGCCUCGCUGCUGUCCCGGUACCCAGCAGGGUACCUCCAUCGGCGGCACAGAAGAGGGUGUCCCAUUGGAAGCAACUGUGGGACGUGCGCUGCAGCUUCCAGAAGAAGAGGGACCGGGACGGCGGAGUCCGGAGGAAGAGGAAGUCCCCGUCUAUUCGCAUCCCAGGCAUCGUCAGCAGGUGGAGGAAGAGCUUUGAGGCCUCGGCUGGAUCAGCCUCUUCAGCAGGCAUUUCAGGCCAGGGCGGGGCCGGAGCGUCCAGCUGCGUCGCUGGCGCCAGCGGCAUGACGCGCGCCAGCCGCAUCCGCCAGUGGCGCCAGUACUGGGACGGGCUGGCCAGCGCAGAGGCCGCCCAAGCUCACCGCGACGCAGGUGCCACACGUAAACUGUCCAAGCUGCCGCCGUCUGCUGUCGCACUGUUCGACUGCAGCCAACGGGAUGACCUGGGGACUCCGGACGAGUGUGCUCCUUCAGCCCACCAGCAGAGUGACAGCGACCUUCCAGCACUGUCCAGCUGGAGGUUCCAGUCCCCGACACCUCCACCGUCCUACCAGGAGUUGGUGCUUUCCGGAGUCAUCAAGCCUCCACAACCUCUGGCACCACGCAAGAAGCACCAUCGGGCACAUGUCCAGAGGGCUCCUCCUCUCUUACCUCUGCAUUCCACCCCUGCAGUCCGUGGUAGUCUCGAGGACCUUUCUUCUCACAACCCUCCCACUAUUGGCAAGCCACUGCAGGAAAUGGCAGCCCUCGAUACGCAAACACUCACCAGCUGCCCGACUGUCGUUUCCUCUGCUGAUCAUGAUCCAGCUGUGGAAGAUCAAAAAAUGAGUGUGAUAGGUGCAGGUCAGCAGAAGUGCACAGCCUCGGCAGGUGUGACUCCUGAGCAAGUGAACAGGUAUUCCAUUUCCAGCAUCAGUGUCGGUGAGGGGGCCGGAGUAAGAGUUGUGCAGUCACCAGAUGACAUAUUGGCACCUUCACAGGACAUGCACGAGAAACCCAUUGUGGAACUGAGAGAAGAGGUUGCGACGCCAGAACCUGAACCCCGUAUCCUAGAAACUAAGAAACCCCAUAUAUCAAGUAGAUAUAUUUCAGCUAUUGGAGCCAAGGAAGAGUCCAUAACAAGCACACGUCCAAAGACUUCCAAAGUGGUACAUCCGACUAACAAAAAAAGGGCCCAGUUGGAAGAGGUCGCAGAUGUACCAGUCAAAGAUUUAGUAAGGAAUGUAGGGCCAGUCAAGAACGUUGUUAUCAUACCACGAACUGCUAUAGACGAUACCUCUUACACAUCUGUGUACAGUACUGAGAGGGCAAUGUACAGAACUGGCAAAAUGGAGAGGGUCGAGGUGAAUGCCAACAGUUUCGGAUCAAAGACGGAGAGUUCUCAAGAUUUAAGCAAGAAACAGGAGCCCAGAAGAGAAACACCCACCUCAGUAGCUUGGGAACAAACAGUUGGAGAAGCCUCUGGCAAUUUGGCCUCUCCUGCAGUGACAGAGGCAGCAGUGACUUCUAGACCGAGUGUUGGUGACCGGCGUCAGAAGGAGAAGGACAAGGUGUCCCUGGCGGAGUUCCUUGCCCUGGAGGCGCAGGACUUCGACAGUGAGGACCUUGCCAGCGUCCAGAAGCUGUCCGGGCUGUUUGACGAAAAGAAGGCCAGGCCGGCAACUCCGUUAAAGACUCAGACGCCUCCGAGGUCACCUACGAGGAAGCCAGCGAUGCGGUCAGCUCCUGUCACCACCAUCAUUGGUGAUUCCAGGGACUCAGAGGUGCAGCAUUUGCCAGAGGUGAAAGUGCCAGUGGUUCGGGUAGUGGUGGUGGAGGAGGAGGAGAAGAAGCAGCAGCCUCCCUCACCGUCACCCUCCAGGAGGGCGUCCUUUUCUGGAGAACUCCGGAGCAGGCCGACAGCGCCCGCAGUGGCAGCUCCGAGGCCGUGGUCGCCCACGCCUCAGCCAUCUGCUGCUGCCGCAGGGGACCAAGGAGCAGAAGAUGCUGAGAGCCGUAACCGGUUCGAGCGGGCGCGCAUGUUCUUCCAGUCGCUGGAGAAGUCGCAGGGCUCCAGCAGCAGGUCGGGCUCCCUGGACUCGGCUCCCCCAUUCGCGGAGGCCGAAGAUAGCCUCUCCAGCCAGAGGACUAAAGGACAUAACAGACGACGGCGGCGCAGCGGCGACGGGGGCUCCGUGACGCCUGGUGGAGGCGUCCAAUGGGAGACGGGCGGACCGCGCUGGCAGAGCCGCCUGGGGGAGAGGCCCGGAGGCAGCGAGCGACUGCCGCGAAAGGUGUCCGAGAGGUUCCACGUCCGGGACCUGUUCCGCGAUGUGCUGGGUGAGGGCGGCGUGCGCGGCAUCCCGCACCAGCAGGCAGUGUUGGCAGCCCUGCGCAGUGUCGAGAGCGACGGCAGCCGACCCGUCUCCCCCUACGAGGAGCUGGCGGCCAGCGGGGGCAUCAGCAGCCCCGAUCCGGACCCAUACCCAGAUGCAGACUCAGAUCCAGAUCCGGAUCCAGAGCCAGUGCCGGAGUUGGACUGCCGGCGGGGCUGCAGCUCUCCGGAGCCGCAGGCGUACCUAUCCGAGUACCCGUACCUGCCCAAGACGCCGACCCGGCAGUUCCGACCGAGGCCGGCCCUGCUGCAGCCCACGCUGAUACCACGCAGGGAGCUGCUCAAGACGGAGUGACUCUCCACCGGCACAGGACUCCUCAACAUGGGACAGUCGUUCACUAGGGGAACUCCUCAACAUGGAACAGCCACCCAAUGGGUGCUCCUCGACUUGAUACAGCAAUCCAGUAGGAGAUCUCCUCAACAUAGGGCAGUCCUCCACUGGGAAACCCCACAACAUGGGACAACUAUCCACCAGAGCAUCUCCACCACAUGGGACAACUAUCCACCAGAGCAUCUCCACCACAUGGGACAACUGUCCACUAGAGGACCAACAUUAGACAAUUAUCCAUUAGAGGAUCUCCUCAACAUGGAGCAGUCCUUCACUGGGGAACUCCUGAACAUGGGACAGCCAUCCACUAGAGGAUCUACUCAACAUAAAGCAGUCCUCCAGUGGAGAACCCCUCAACAUGGUCAACUUUCCACUAGGGAUCUCCUCCACAUGGGACAAUUGUCGAGGAUCUCUUCAACAUAUAGCAGCCCUCCACUGGGGUACCCCUCAACAGGGAUCCACUAGAGGUUCUCUCUAACAUUUUACAACUAUCCCUCAGAGGACCUCUUCAACAUAGAGCUGGCUACUCCAUGGCGUGUCGUGUGCACAAUGACCAAAUAGUGGAUAUAAUUGGAAGGAAAAUCAGCAUUGGCUGUACUUCUGUUGUUUUAUUGCCAGAAAAAUCGAUGUUUGGUCACUUAGUGACCA
Molecule: messenger RNA, 6285 nt
Organism: Schistocerca cancellata (South American locust)
Lineage: Eukaryota; Metazoa; Arthropoda; Insecta; Orthoptera; Acrididae
Exons: 7
Coding region: 1-5604 (1867 amino acids)
Source: RefSeq, a predicted model, not a curated record